CUUCGAAGCCUCCAUUUGAAUUUUCAUAUUUUAGAGAGAGAGAGAGAGAGAGAGAGAGAGAGAGAGAGAGAGGGGCCCAAGCCCUUGUUUCAACUUUCAACGCCCUUAACGCCCGUCUCCUCUCUCGUCAAACCUCUCAGAGUCCAUCCCUGCAACUUCCUCUGCUCUCCAAUUUCGCCUGAAUCUUCAAGUGAGAGAGAGAGAGAAUGAAUCGCCUUCAUAACAUCGUGAAAUAUAUAUGCCACCGCCCAAACCUGCAAGAUUUGCUUCACCACAAAGAUUAGAAAACCGUUUUCUCGAUCGAAUUCCUUGUCUCUUAGAGAGAGAAAGAUUUGGCAUAUAGUUGAAUCCGAAGGCAGCAGAGACAUAGACAGAUGGGUUCAUUGGGCAGGGCAGCGAAGACCCUGUUCUUCAUUGCUUGCAUGUCGGCCUCCUUUCUUCUGGUCUCUGCGCCCGCUCUUUUACUCCUCACCGAUACCAUCCUCCCAUUUGCCCUUCUCUCCACUUUCUCUCACCUCUCUCAUCAAUCUCUCUCCUCCUACACCUUCCGUUCCUCCCUCCUCGACAUCCCUCUCAUCUCCAUCGUCCGCUCCCUCGUCAUAACAUGCGUUUAUUCAAUCUGUGAUGGUGUGGCUCUCUCUCAUGGACCUUAUUUGGGCACGGCUACUGUUUGCUCUCUGUUAUCUAUGAUGCUUUUAUGGAUCAAAGCCCUGGUUUUUGAAGGGAAUUUGAAGCAAUUGAGAGGGGCCCCUCUCAUAUUUUUGGCCUCCAUGGUUCUUGGUUUGAGUCAUAUUGUGGUAGCUUAUAGGAUCAGUUGCAGAGAGAGACGCAAGCUCUUGAUCUUUUACAGAAUAGACCCUGAAGCAGUUCUUGGGAGCAAGAAAAAUGGCUUCAGUGGGUAUCAGAAGGUAAAGGUUUUACAGGAGGUCAGAGUUCAGUGAAGAAAGAGAGAGAGAGAGAGAGAGGGGAGAGGUUAACAUAGCAAAGGAGAUGCACCCACCUCUUCGCACGUGCCAUGACCCUUCUUAUUUUUUCUUGUGAUCCCUCUGGUGGGUGGAAUAUUAAAGAGACAAGUUGUGGGUUUAACCAAAGGUAUACCCACAACACCAUUUGCAGUAAUUGUAAAAUACAAGAGAAGAAAGGGAAUUGUAUGAUAGAUGAAUGAGUUCGAUUUGAUAUUCUCAAAGGGAGAAUAUCAUGUAAAUAUUAAAAUUAAUUGUAUAUCCUACUUUCUAACUUCCUAAUA
This is a messenger RNA of Amborella trichopoda, 1246 nucleotides long. RefSeq lists its product as uncharacterized. Lineage: Eukaryota; Viridiplantae; Streptophyta; Magnoliopsida; Amborellales; Amborellaceae. The record is from RefSeq and is a predicted model, not a curated record.